AUGGAAAUAGAUUUAUUUGGUGCUCAUUGUCUUCUUUGCUAUUCUAAACGAAAUGAAUGGAAGGAUAUACAAAAAACUGAGUAUGGUUUUCCUAUUGAAAGAACUGCUAAAGGCACUGUAGAAACUUAUCAAAAAAUGUUGGAAGAAUAUGGUGGAAUAAAAAAAUUCCGAAAUGAUUAUGAUACACGAAAAGGUUUGACACCAAAACCAUUAAGUGAAGAUAAUCAGCAUUUUAUAACUACUCCUUAA
This is a messenger RNA of Didymodactylos carnosus, 249 nucleotides long. Lineage: Eukaryota; Metazoa; Rotifera; Eurotatoria; Philodinida; Philodinidae. The record is from the annotation of a GenBank genome assembly.